Molecule: messenger RNA, 2965 nt
Organism: Amphibalanus amphitrite
Lineage: Eukaryota; Metazoa; Arthropoda; Thecostraca; Balanomorpha; Balanidae
Product: N-acetylglucosamine-1-phosphotransferase subunits alpha/beta-like
Exons: 2
Coding region: 223-1653 (476 amino acids)
Cellular component (GO): Golgi apparatus
Molecular function (GO): calcium ion binding; transferase activity, transferring phosphorus-containing groups
Source: RefSeq, a predicted model, not a curated record
UGACCAGUUGGCCACACAGUACAGGCGCUGCUCCCAGGUAGUGGUGGGUUGCCUGCCUCCGUUGCCUCCGCUGUUGCCCGAUUCCAGGCUCAAUGAUUGUUUGCAUAUGAUUAUUCAUCGGCAUCUGAAGUGCUACGACGUCAAGACGAGCAUUUCUGACGAGCGAUCCAACAGCGAUCGACCAGUUCAGUGUAAGGCCAGCACUCUACGACCUUACCAGCAAUGCUAGCUUGGAGUGGGAUAUCUUCCCGGCGGCGGCGGCGCUCCAUGAAGGCGUUUAUAGGCAUCUCCACGAUCAGCAUGCUCUACGUGGCGUCUGGUCGGCUGGUCCGUGAGGCCUCCCCAUCCUUCAGCGCCGACCGCUGUUCCGACAACCUUCUGGGAAGGCGGCUGUUGGCCGGUUCGUGUCCUCAUGAGCCGAUCGACGCCGUCUACACCUGGGUCAACGGCUCGGACCCGGAGUUUCGGCGGCAGCUGUCGGAGACGUUGGUCCACCUGGGGCACCCGCCGGCCAACGAAUCGGUAAACGACAGCAGGUUUGCUGACAACGACGAACUGCGCUACUCUCUUCGAUCUCUGGAGCAGCACGCGCCGUGGGUGCGACGCGUUUACCUGGUCACCAACGGACAGGUACCCGCCUGGCUGGACCUGGACAACCCACGCAUCACCGUCGUCACGCAUGAGGAGAUAUUCCCCAACAAGUCGCACCUGCCCACCUUCUCCAGUCCGGCGAUCGAGUCUCAUUUGCAUCGCAUCAAAGGCCUCUCAGAGCACUUCCUGUACUUCAACGACGACUUGUUCCUCGGCCAGCCAGUGGUUCUGGAGGAUUUCGUGUCUCCCAGAGGCGAGUACCUCACCUACUUAUGGCCAUCGCGGGGAGGCGCCUUCAACCAGUCGUCCGCCCACUCGCGUAGCCUCACACACGUGGACCGUCUCUUCACGCAACGUUACGGACCCGAGGUGCGCCGCGCUGCUGCACACGUACCGCUCCUCCUGAAGCGCUCGAUCGUCGCAGAGUUGCAGGCCACGUUUGCAGCAGAGUAUGAGCAUACUUCCGCGGCACAAGUGCGCACCAACAAUUUCAUGCAGCCGGGUUUAACGUACUACUACUUCCUACGUUCAGAGCGGCGUCCGGUGUCGUCAGGCGGAUUGUUCGAGAUGUUUGACACAGACCGAUCCGGCACCUUGUCUGAGCGCGAGCUUCUCUCGGUGAUGAGUGGUCUUCUAGGACGCUCCUACUCCGUGCGUGAUGCCCGCCUGCUCUGGGACGAGUUGAGGAGGUGUGCCGCGGCUGGCGAUACGCCCACAGACAGCAGCGCCGAGCUGAACCGGUCAGCCGUGCUUGGCUGCACGACGGCCACCACUCGCCUGUCGCAGCGCAUUGGCGAGCGUCGGUACCGCACCCGCGACGGCGCGCGCAGUGCCUGGUUCUACGGGCAAGUGCCGUCCCAGCCGCAGAAAGCCAACCGCAAGCUGAUGGAGGUUCUAGCCAAGCCUCGCCGAUUCAUCUGUCUCAACAACGACUUUUCAGACAGCACAGCGGGGCGGAUCAAGUGGGUGCGCGAUAUGAUGAGGUUCCUGCUCGCGACACUCUUUCCCUGGUCUUCCCAGUUCGAGCUGACGUCGCCGACCUACGGUAACGCGUCAAGUUGAGCUCGUGCUGGCUGCUGCUUAGGUCAGAUGUCAGAAGUCACAGGAGGUUGAUCGGAGAUUAUAAGAUAUAGAACACAUUUCCAGCAGCGUGAAUUAUACAGCAUCUCUGACCCGACAAAACAAAAACAGCAAUACCUUUCAUCGCCAAAACAAAACAGACCAAUGACAAUUGACAACCGAUCCAGAUCAGACUCAUGGUCACCAAACAAAAGCUGAUCAAUGACCGCUAAACACCUGCCGAAUGGUGACCAUCGGACCAAUGAUGAUCAAUGACCACCAAACCAGAGAAGGCCAACAACCAACCGACUAGACCAAUCGAACUGCUCGAGUCACAUCAACGACCGAAAGGCCAAGACAGGUUAAUGACCACCGUUGGAACAUACCAUACACCGAAACAGUGCAAUAUGGAAGGGACACGACUGGACCGGUAUUCGGACAGCGGCACAACUGCUGCAAAGGCAGUCAACCAGGUAAAGUCGGGCACCCCCAGCGCCGACGAUUGUCGCGGCUCAACUCAGCCGGAAUGGUCCGUUUGUUUGUUUUGUUGGAAGAAAAACUCUUCCCACCUGAAAAGGCCAUUGCAGAUAUGUGAUGAUGCAUAGGGCAUAACUGAUCUUUGCUGAGUGCUGACCAUUGACGGUGCGCCACAGCGGCAGAUCGACCAUCCCGAUGGGACAGAGACCAUCCCGAUGGGACAGCGCGCCCUGCCGCCGCUCGGACGGCCAUCCCGGGCGGGGUGUUGUCCAAAGACGACUGUUGGUGACCGCCAGGCGCCGGCCCGUAUUGUUAGCGGGGACACGGAGGGGUCUGGGAGCGAUGCUUGGAGGGGUUUUGAGGGUUUCAACUAACGGCCGCAGAAAGGAACAUGAGAGCACUGCACUUAGUUCCUUUGGGAGUCUUUAUGGUGGAGAGUAGCUUAUUGUUUCAAACGUGUCUCGAUUUUAUCAAACGUAUUAUCCAAUUACGAACUUCUACUGCUUAGCGUGAAGAGAGCCUCAGAAGUCGGUACACAGUCCAAGUUACAAAGCUCUCACCGCGACAAUUCCACAGCCGUUUCCGGCUUUCGCUGUAAUUUUGAAUCGAAUGCGUCCACAGCCGACCGUGCUCGCCGGAGACCAGCGUAAGUCUGUCAACGCGAAACGGUCGACAUAUCGAGCCCGGCAGGCCUGCAUGGUAUAACUGUCAUGUGAGUUCGCAGCGAAAUGUGUACUGUGUCGGCUACAUGGACUUGUAUGCACACCAUAUAUUUAAUAAGUGAAACAUCAUCAGUGGGCAAUGGGCAUGUAUGUAAUAUACAAAUAUCGACUGAAAA